GUCAAAGUCUAUGUGCCAAAAUAGCGAGUAGCCGAGUAGAAUGAUUGAGUGCGUGCAUAUUAUAUAUACAUACUACAAGAUGCAAGUGGUGGAACAUAGGUCGUGUAUAUAAAGAGGUGAAAGGAAAAUUUCAAGAAGGAAAACAAAAACGAAACACACAAAGACAAACAGAGAAAGAGAAUGGAAAAACAAUUGUAUCAAACCAUGGAGGCUGCUCACAUCGAACGAGGCAUAGACUCAUCGCCAGAAAAGGAGAUGGCAAAAACACAUAAGCAUAGAGGACUAUUCCACCUCCACCACCACUCAAAAGAUGAGAAAGAUGAAGACAAAAAGAAAGAAGGAUCAAAGAGAGAGAAGAUAGCUGCAGCAAUGGUUGGUCUCGGAGCCACACUCAAGAAAGUUAAGCAUCCACGCCACCAUGGAAGUGGUGGACAAGAGGAACAAGAAGGAGCAGCAGAGGAAGAAGAAGUAGAAGAAGAAGAGGAGGAGGAGGAGGAAGAUGAUGGUGGAGAUGAAGAAGAGGGAGGCAAGUUUAGUGCUUUCAUUUCGAUGAUCGCCGAAGCAUUUGAAGAAUAGAAAUUGUAAUUUGUUAUAUUUUGUUUAUUCAAACUUGCUAUCAAAUUUAGUAUUUGUAAUGUUUCCUUCUUAGCAAACUUUGUAAUGUUAUUUUGAUUUGAAGAUUUAUAAAAUGGUAUAUAGUUACAUAUAAUGAUAUUUGUUAUGUAUUUGAGUAGUUGUAAAAGUAGUUUGAGAUAGAAAGUCCUAUCUUUUGUUGUGGGGAUAAGAGAAAUAUAUCUUACA
Molecule: messenger RNA, 801 nt
Organism: Arabidopsis thaliana (thale cress)
Lineage: Eukaryota; Viridiplantae; Streptophyta; Magnoliopsida; Brassicales; Brassicaceae
Product: LOW protein: ATP-dependent RNA helicase DRS1-like protein
Exons: 1
Coding region: 181-576 (131 amino acids)
Source: RefSeq, marked reviewed